ACAGUUGAGACUGAAGGUGACAAAUUUGCCAUAAACAAAGAUACAAGAGUUUUAUAUACCAAAGUCAAGCUAGACUAUGAGGAGAAGAGCAGCCACACUGUGUUGCUGUCGAUAUCGGAUGGGACCAACCGGGAUGAGGCAUCAGUCCUGGUUGAAGUGCUGGACGUCAAUGACAACAGUCCAGAGUUUGAAGAUCACCCUCCUACUGUCUCCAUUUCAGAGAAUCACAUUGUUGGGGAAGAUGUAGCAUCAGUAAAAGCCACGGAUGCAGAUGCAGGAUUUAAUGCUGAAGUCGUGUACACUCUCCUGGGAGGUGCUGGGAGGUUUAAUAUUGAUCAAGAAACAGGAGUGAUAACUCUAGCAGCUUCACUGGACAGGGAAGCCCAAGACGAGUAUCAUUUAGUGAUCACUGUCCAAGAUCAGGGUCGUCCGUCACUUUCCACCACCACUGAUCUGGGCAUCACCGUGACUGACAUCAACGACAAUUCUCCCAUAUUUUCCAAACAGCAGUAUGAGACCACAAUGUUCGAGGAUGCUGAUGUAGGAGCAGACGUGGUAGUCGUCAUGGCAACAGAUAAAGAUGAUGGUGUAAAUGCUGUUGUGAGCUUUCACAUUGUCAAUCAGCAGCCAUCUUCAGACACGCCUGUAUUCAACAUUGAUUCUGAUUCUGGUUCUGUAACCCUUGCUGGAAAGUUGGAUUAUAGUAAAGCCAAACGGUAUACUCUAGAUGUAGAGGGACGAGAUGGAGGAAGCCCUUCUCUUACAGGCAGUGCAGUUGUUAUAGUGUGGGUAGAGGAUGUGAAUGAUAAACCUCCUGUGUUCAGUAAGGAUGAGUAUGCUAUGUCCGUCUAUGAAAACCUUGCGGGUGGAACUGCUUUGGUAUCCCUGGAGGUUACAGAUGAGGACAAGGAUGGGUUCUCUAAGGGUCACUUUAUUAUGGAUAGCGAUAUCUUUGUUAUCAAC
Danio rerio (zebrafish) is the source of this 963-nucleotide messenger RNA. The record is from RefSeq and is a predicted model, not a curated record. NCBI's taxonomy places the organism in Eukaryota, Metazoa, Chordata, Actinopteri, Cypriniformes, Danionidae.